Molecule: messenger RNA, 1055 nt
Organism: Dioscorea cayenensis subsp. rotundata (Guinea yam)
Lineage: Eukaryota; Viridiplantae; Streptophyta; Magnoliopsida; Dioscoreales; Dioscoreaceae
Product: protein LIGHT-DEPENDENT SHORT HYPOCOTYLS 6-like
Exons: 1
Coding region: 38-799 (253 amino acids)
Biological process (GO): mRNA transcription; response to light stimulus
Cellular component (GO): nucleus
Source: RefSeq, a predicted model, not a curated record
CUCCUCCAUUCCCUUUCUCUCCCCUCCCUUCCAUUGCAUGGACUCCGGCUCUUCUCCGCCGGAGGUCCCUUCCUCCUCCUCCUCCGACCAACCACCACCACCACCAUCAUCUUCCCAAAUCUCUCAUCAACAACUAAGCCGUUACGAAUCACAAAAAAGGAGAGACUGGAACACCUUCUUGCAAUACCUGAAGAACCACAAACCACCACUGAGUCUUGCCCGGUGCAGCGGCGCUCAUGUCAUAGAGUUCCUCAAAUACUUAGACCAGUUUGGCAAAACCAAGGUUCACUCUUCUGACUGCUCUUACUUUGGCCACCCUUCCCCUCCAGCACCUUGUUCAUGUCCUCUCCGUCAAGCCUGGGGCUCUCUUGAUGCUCUCAUUGGCCGUCUUCGUGCUGCCUAUGAAGAGCAUGAUGGCAAGCCUGAGACUAACCCUUUUGGUGCUCGUGCUGUUAGAAUUUACUUGAGAGAAGUUAGAGAAAGCCAAGCUAAGGCUAGAGGCAUCCCUUAUGAGAAGAAGAAGAGAAAACGCCAACCUCCUCUUCCUCCUCCUCCUGCCGGUGAAACUAGUGCUAGUGUCAGUGAUGUUGCUGUUGAUCCUGCCGGAGAAACUAGUGCUAGUGCUAGUAGUGCUAGUGUUAGUGUUAGUGUUUGUGCUCAAGAAGGUGAAGGUGAAGGUGAAGGUGAAGGUGGUGAUGCAAAGAGAUCAGAGGUGGUGGUGGAGGAGGAGGCCGGUGAUGGUGAUGAUGAUAAUGAUGAUGAAGAUGAUACGAAGAAGAAGAGUUCUUCAGCUUCUUGAUCAGUAUAAACUCUUUAUCUUUAAUCUUCUUUUUUUUUUUUUACUGAUUUAUGGGAUUACUUCUUUGGUAUUAAUUAUUACUUGGGAUGAAGAUGAAGAAGGAGAUGGAGGAGGGUUUAAUUAGGGUUAAUUAGAGAUUUUAUUAAUAUAUAUAUAUAUAUAUAUAUAUGUAGGAGUGUAUAUUUGGUAGGGGAGACAGUGAAACAAGAACGAAGAAGAGGGAAUAUUAUGAUCAUUAAUUCAUAGUUUUUUUUUU